CCUGCUCGUGUGACCUUAUUGAACAUUCCAUCGAAAGAAAUUGUACGAACAAGGAAUUUAGUUAACGUUACAGAUUGCAAAAUGCAUUGGCAAUCAAACGGAGACUUUUUAUGCGUCAAAGUUGAUCGCCAUACAAAGACAAAAAAGUCGACAUUCUCUAAUCUCGAAAUCUUUAGGGUUCGUGAAAAAGAUAUUCCAGUUGAAGUUAUCGAAGUUAAAGAUGUAGUAAUCGCUUUCGCCUGGGAGCCCAAGGGUGAACGUUUUGCAAUUAUUACAACAAGUGAUCCCAAUUAUGGUCAACCAACCCAAGGUGGCGCACCCUUAAAAACAAGCGUAUCAUUUUAUUAUCUUGAAAAACCAAAGUCUGGCAAAGGUGACUCGGUUGGGACCGCUAAUUUCAAACUAAUAAAGACACUUGAAAAAAAAACAUCAAACGCCAUUUAUUGGUCACCACAAGGCCGGCAUGUAAUCUUAGCUACUUUACGUUCUGCUACAACUUUUGACUUAGAAUUUUGGGAUUUAGAUUUUGAAACAACUCUUGAACAGAAAGAAUCGACAAAAGCUGAUCCAGCUGCAUGUUUACAACUAAUGAGCACGCAAGAACAUUAUGGUGUCACUGACGUUGAAUGGGAUCCUACCGGACGUUAUGUUAUCACCAGCUCUAGUUUCUGGAGGCAUAAUAUAGAAAACGGGUAUAUCUUAUGGGAUUUCAAGGGUACGCAAUUACAAAAACAUUUAAUGGAUAAAUUCAAGCAAUUGUUAUGGCGACCUCGACCAAAGAGUUUAUUAACAAGUGAGCAAAAGAAAACAAUCAAAAAAAAUCUACGCGAGUAUUCUAAAAUAUUCGAGGAAGAAGAUUACUAUGAAAAAUCAACGGUGUCUAAAGAACAGAUUGCUCAUCGACGUCGCCUUAUGGAUGAAUGGAAUGCAUGGCGUAAAAGGGUAGAAAAAGAUUUGUUAGAAGAAAGAGAAAGUGCUGGUACCGUGCCAAUUUCCAAACAGGACGAUGAUACCAUAGAGGUUAUUGAAGAAUGGAUUGAAGAA
This is a messenger RNA of Racocetra persica, 1044 nucleotides long. Lineage: Eukaryota; Fungi; Glomeromycota; Glomeromycetes; Diversisporales; Gigasporaceae. The record is from the annotation of a GenBank genome assembly.